CUCUGCUUUAAGAAGAAAUAAUGAAAGAAGAUUAGAAGGACAAGGUGCAAGAACAAGACACAACAUGGACAACAAGAUGGAUAUGCUUUUUUUCUGUGGCACUUGUAAAUUUGAGUGCACCGAAGUAGGUAAAGACUCUGUUUCUGUUCUUGCCAACAAGUGCUUGGGAGACAAGAUGCUGAAACUCUCCAAGCCAUUGAAAGACAUGUUAUGCAUGGUGGCCAACGCCUCUCCUAGUUGGCUAAGAAACAUAAAAGUGAUAGGAUAUACCAAUAUGGGUAAUCAUCUUGAAGCAUGUACUAAUACCAAAAAAAUCACCUAAUAAUUUUUUUUGUUUGAGUUUCGAAGUAGUGAUGAUGGAUGUUCCCGUCUGAUGCGAUAGUAGAAUAAUUAGGACAGAUGUAUUCAAGUAUUAAGAGCAUAUCAGCUCUUUUCCAGAUAUCACAUCCAUCAUAGAAAUCACUUGGAAGACGAAGGCUGUGAUGGAGGCAGCAAUGGAAGUUGUAAACAACUGCCGAAAGAAACAAUCGGACUUUCAGUUUUCUUUAUCAGCACCUUUAAUCACUUCAUGCUUCAACAGAAUGAAUUAUAGCGCGCCACAGAAAAGAAAGUCUGAAGGUUGAUUGAGUUUUUAGCCAUUAUGAUAUUUAAAUAAGCAUAUACCUUAAC
Messenger RNA from Rhizopus microsporus ATCC 52813, 669 nucleotides. RefSeq lists its product as uncharacterized. Lineage: Eukaryota; Fungi; Mucoromycota; Mucoromycetes; Mucorales; Rhizopodaceae. Bases 65 to 322 code for a protein of 85 amino acids. The record is from RefSeq and is a predicted model, not a curated record. The transcript has a single exon.